Messenger RNA from Lachnellula hyalina, 1548 nucleotides. RefSeq names its product Protein PAL1 (gene PAL1). The record is from RefSeq and is a predicted model, not a curated record. The transcript is spliced from 3 exons. Gene Ontology annotation, cellular component: cytoplasm. The annotation marks the transcript as partial. Lineage: Eukaryota; Fungi; Ascomycota; Leotiomycetes; Helotiales; Lachnaceae.
UCGCGUCCCUCCCCUCCCAACCUCACCCUCUCUUCCAACAAUCCGUUUCGCAAUCGAGCAGCAUCGCCUGCUUCCAACGGUCACACAUCCCCCUUUGAAGCCCCCCCUCGUCCUGUAUCACGAAACCCUUUUCUCGACACCUCUCCAAAUAACGAUCCAAAACCAUUUGGUGGUUCACCAGACAAGAUGGCAUUUUCACAAAACGAGACUGCGGGAAGGCCAGCAUUGACGGGCAAUGCUGCCGAUUUAUUUGACAACCUCACACUCAACGAUAGACCGUUCGGCAGUAAUGAGAUGCGGGCUCCGGCUCGAUCAAACACAGACAGGCAGCCACCACCUUAUUCAUCAGUAGCUGAAUCUGGACGAUCCGAGAAUGUCCCCCCUCGACAUAGACCUUCUCGUUCUCAAGAGGAAGCACUACGAGCUCGUAAGCCAGGAGCCAAGCCACGUCCAGCUGGUGAAUUGGAUAUUUUCGCCGACCCAACAGAAAGCUCAUCAUCGCGGAGGCGAGUACGACGUAACUCGGACUCUUCUGUAAUGUCCAAAGCUUCGCGCAAGUUACUCGACCCGGAAGAGGAGAAGAAGAGAUCAGAGAGAAGGCGACGAGAGCGUAGACACCGGGAGCGUGAUGCUAAGGAUGGGAAGACCAGAAAGCCAGAUCGCAAGCUGGAUAUCAUUGAUAAACUUGAUGUUACUAGUAUUUAUGGUACUGGAUUAUUCCAUCACGAUGGACCAUUCGAUGCUUGCAACCCACACCGAAAUAAACAAGGUAGUCGCCGUCCACCACCAAUGCAGGCAUUCCCGAAGGAUUCCUUGAACAAUGUCCUAGGAGGUGGAGGACCAUUGAAUAAGCGUCCAGAUCACGCAACAUUUUUGGGCAACAAUGACGGUGACGCUUUCAAAGAUUAUAGUGCCGGUGUACAAGGAAAGAAUGGUUUCGAGCCUUAUGACAACGGUGCCGUUCGACCUGGUGCUCACCGACAGGACUCCAACAUUAUGAACGCUACUUCUAAAGUUGAACCUAUUCACGGUGAAGAGACGAUGGGCUUGGGUACUUCUACAUUCUUGGAAGGAGCCCCAGCAUCAAGAACUGCCAUGCAACGACGAGAGAUUGAAUCAACAUCACCCACAGAAAGCGGUGGCUUAGGCCGAAAGAAGUCGGUUGCUCAGAGAAUCAAGGGUAUAACCAGUAGCAGGCGCGAAUAUGGUCCUUCUGGACGAAUCACCAGUCCUGAAGGGGCUUACAAUCAGCGAUCUCCAGAUUACACACCUGGGGGAACCAAGAUUCAUGAAUCCAACCCUUUUUUCAACGAAUUCAGCAGGGGUGAUGAUAAGCCAAAGGAGAGCAUCACUAUCGUCGAGCCAGAUAGGGUUGGGCGUGCAAGAGCACCUAGCAGUCCUCGUCGUGGAUUCGCUGGUAUUGAGAGAAGAACUACGAAUGAUGGUAUGACUGGUGAAGCUCCUAAGGUCGGAGGUGGAUUCAUGUCGAGAGUCAAGAGUUUGAAGGGUGGGCCUAGGAAGGCCAGGGCUGAUAAAAUGGAGUCUUGA